UUUUCAUUGCAGCAAAAGUUCAACGCCAGAACACCACCACCACUGCAGCUGCUGCUACUAUCAGAUUACGAUACUGAACCAUCCAUCGCCUCCACACCCGUCUGAUUGAUACCGCAUCUUUGAUACCUUUCACAACGACACACUUCUCGACCCAACUAGAACAGCACACCAUCAGUGACACAGACAACGAAUUGCCAACAUGGUCCGCAAGCUCAAGCACGCGGAACAGAAGCUUCUUCGGAAGACCGACUUCAUCAACUACAAGUCGGACAACAAGCACAGAGAUCACGAUGUCGCCAGACGGUACAUGAUUCAGAAGCCCGAGGACUAUCACAAGUACAACAGGAUGUGCGGUUCCCUCCGCCAACUCGCCCAUCGUCUCAGUUUGCUUCCUCCAGACAACGAGGUGAGGCGAAAGCACGAGGAGCUUUUGCUCGACAAGCUUUACGACAUGGGAAUUCUGUCGUCCAAGUCGAAGCUGUCGCAGGUGGAGCACCAGGUCACAGUCUCGGCCUUUGCCAGGAGGCGACUGCCCGUCGUCAUGACCAGACUUCGUAUGGCCGAGACCGUGCAAGCAGCGACCAAGAUGAUUGAGCAGGGCCAUGUCCGUGUGGGUGUCGAAGAGGUCCGUGAUCCUGCUUUCCUGGUGACGAGGAGUAUGGAGGACUUCGUCACUUGGUCUGUCGGCAGCAAGAUCAAGCAGAACAUUAUGAAGUACCGCGACAAGUUGGACGAUUUCGAGCUUCUUUGAGUGGCGGAAGAGCAUGGCUGCGGGCAUAUCAGGAAGUGGUAAUGGUACGUUGGGAGCUAAGGCUGGAAAAUGGAUCACUGGGAAAGGACAUACUACUGCGUUGUUUGCAAGUUGGCAUUGGGAGGAGUGCUCAUAUGCGAGCAAUAUUCUGUGGCGUUUUAGGGUAAAGGCAUUCAAAAUAUGUGAAAGGGAUUUUAAGAUACCACCAUUCGGGUUUACAGGUCAAUCACUCGGAGUUGCGGAAGUGUACCAGCUGCGGGCUCCCCACUCGAACUUGCAGUGUCUCACUGUGACCAAAGCCUGGUGAGUCUUCCUUCCGAACCACUACCGACUAAUAGCCGACAAUAUCACUGGCAUACUUCUGGG
Messenger RNA from Neurospora crassa OR74A, 1117 nucleotides. Its product is annotated as U3 small nucleolar ribonucleoprotein IMP3. The record is from RefSeq and is a predicted model, not a curated record. Gene Ontology annotation, cellular component: small-subunit processome; small ribosomal subunit; Mpp10 complex. Bases 200 to 751 code for a protein of 183 amino acids. Lineage: Eukaryota; Fungi; Ascomycota; Sordariomycetes; Sordariales; Sordariaceae. Gene Ontology annotation, biological process: rRNA processing. Gene Ontology annotation, molecular function: structural constituent of ribosome; snoRNA binding; rRNA binding. The transcript has 5 exons.